Molecule: messenger RNA, 2205 nt
Organism: Saccostrea cuccullata (small rock oyster)
Lineage: Eukaryota; Metazoa; Mollusca; Bivalvia; Ostreida; Ostreidae
Product: tyrosinase-like protein 1
Exons: 5
Coding region: 89-2158 (689 amino acids)
Molecular function (GO): oxidoreductase activity
Source: RefSeq, a predicted model, not a curated record
GAUGUUCACUUGGCAUGCUAUAUAUAUUUACAGGUAACAGUUGAAAGGGACCGUGACUUUUACCUGGAAAUUAGGAGCGGUGGGGAAGAUGAAUCGAGGAAGAGCGGCCAUGCUUUGUAUGGUUUUGGCACUCGUUGCCCUGCCAACCGUUCCAGGGUUGAUGACACCGAUCCCAACACCCAAGGCAUUACAAGAGUGUUUCAUGUACAAGUCCAUUAAUGUCAGUAUGUCAGAUACACCAGGCCAGUUCAUCCAAAACUACUGCUUUACCAAACUAGCCUUAAAUAUGGAUGAACCUAGGUUCACACAUAACAUCACAAAAGAUGGCGUUAGGUACCUGGAAUCCCUUUUCAGACAACUCGAUGGAGAAAUUCACGAGAUUAAAAAGAACCAUGAGAAACCGAGGAGCAAAAGACAGGUUAUCCAAACAUGGAGAAUUCGGCAGGAAGUCAGGACAUUAUCAAGAGCGCAGUUACUGAGACUCACCAGCUGUUUUACCAGAUUAAAGAAUGAUUAUUCCAUUGAUUCAAGUAUGAGUACCUACGAUUUGAUUGGUUCUUUGCACACUGGAAGAGCAGCUGAAAACAUGCACGGUGGUCCUGGUUUCUUUCCAAGACAUGCUCUUAUGAUGUUAAUUAUGGAAACAGCCUGUCGUACCCCUUUGGCUUACUGGGAUAUGACAAUGGAUGCCGAUAUGAACGAUCCCACAAACUCAAUCAUUUGGUCUCCUCUGUUCUUUGGGAGCGGCAAUGGUGCCGUCAGAGACGGUCCAUUUGGUCAAUGGAGAACAAUUAUCGGGACGCCCAUCAUCCGAAAUAUCGGAUCAGCUGGUGAAUCUUUGGCCAGAAAACAGGGAAUCCGUGCAAUGUUGAGCAGAAGGAGACUAGCUGAAAUUUCAGAGCCAAGCAGAGGACUAUCUGUCUUUUCUGUCGAGGUUCAUCACAAUGGUGUACACAACUGGGUAGAUGGACAUAUGGCUCGCCUCAAUACUGCUUGGUUUGAUCCUCUCUUCUACUUCAUCCAUUCAUUUUUUACUCUUAUAUGGAUAGCCUUUAAAGGUCUUCAAAGAACAAGGGGGGUAGAUCCACAGAGGGAUUACCCCAUGGGUCAUGAUGUGCCAAAUGGUCACGAAUUCUUCCAAAGAGCAGAUUUCAGACCUUUCCUCCGCCCAAUUUCAAACUUAGAAGCUUUGUCAGACACCUACGAUAGAAUGGUCACCUAUAGACCGAUGCCUAGAUGUCCCAAUUGCGAUGGAAGUCCUUAUCUGAUUUGCAGGAAUCAAGUGUGUGUUUCCAGAUCCAUCGCACCAAGGACAAGAUCGAACUUCUUUUGGAUGUCCAGGAAGAAGCGAAGUGUUGAUCAACAACAAGGCACAGUUUAUGGCCCAAAACUUCCUCCAACAGCUUCGAGUCCAUCGGAGCCUACAACUCGUCCACAAUCAUUGACCGAUGAAAAUGUCGAUAAUAAAACAUUGAACGUUCUUCAGUCUAGUGAAACAGCCCUCUCCACGCUGGACCAGGCUUAUCAAAAUACAUUUAUCAUAGAUGGACGAGUGGAUAUGACCAACUGGGCAUGGUUAAAUAUCAAAGUUCUUUUUGAACGACCAAAGGGAUUCAACUUCCAUGCCACUUUUCCUGGGCAAAACGGUACCAAGGAUAUGUAUGAUAUAGAAAACUUCCGACAAAUUGCCGAUGAAAUCGGGAUCCAUAAUCAAGUUGAAUACAAGAAAACAUGUAGUUCCUCUGGCUCAGGUGCUGCCAAGGUUUAUGUUCAGUCAGACGGUUUAAACUAUGCUGGGAGAUACAAGGAUUACGCUAUCAUUGAUGAGAGACAACCCAUUUACUCAUCCGUCAGUUACAUCGCCAUUAAAAAACCAACUGAGGAAAAACCAACAAAAGUUAUUUUGACAGCCUUCGACACUUGUGGGCGAUCUUGCCACGUUGCUUGUCCUGUCCCGGGUACUAAUGGAAAGGACUACGAGCCGUGCUCAGGAACCUUCGAGGUAACCACGGAGUUUCCAUUUAUGUUCAGCUCCACGUACGCCAGCGCCGUUGCCGCAGCAUUUAGCGUCCACAUAGAUAAAGGCCCACUGUUCGGGGUUGGUAAUAUCCCUAUAACAUUUGUCUGUGAUCAUCAAAAUAAGUGGCCAUGGGAGUAAAUGAUACUAAACCCUUAUAUCAUAAAGUAAAUUAUUUGGAAUUGGUA